AUGGCUGCAUCGUCUGGACAAACCCCAGAAAUCACCAUGACGCCGCCCGACGAAAAAAGGGUCCAACAAAGCAGAGAUGCCACGGCUAAAGGUUCUAGCUCUAACUCUAGCACCAGCACCAGCGCUCCCGCCGCGCGUGGUGACGAAGAGCAGAACAUGUCGCCGCUGGAGCGGGUCAAGUCGAAGUUUGGAGAUCGACCGGAAUGUUUUAAGAACACAUUCCAGGAGAUAUCGUUCAUCUUCCAGGCCACUAUCGCCACAGCCACGACAUCUUUCCUAAACGGCGUUGCUUUGGUUAUCACCGUCCCCGUUGCUCGUGACUUGGGCAUGACGCAGGGUGAAAUAGCGUGGAUUAGCGCUGCGACGUCACUUGUGGCUGGCGCUCUUCAGCUCGCCUUAGGCCAGCUGGCUGACUUGCUCGGAAGGAAACCCAUGUUUAUAGCCGGUCUGGCAAGUUUCAGCGCAUUCGCUCUGUUGUUAGCUUUCUCGCAAAACCCCUUCUGGAUGUUGAUUGUCUGCGGUAUCCUCGGCGCUUGCUCCGCUAUGGUUGUUCCGCCUGCUAUAGGUAUACUCGGGGCCGCCUACGCCACCCCUUCGAAACGCAAGAACUUGGCAUUCUCGGCAUUCAGUUCGGGAAACCCGCUAGGCUUUGUGUUCGGUACCAUCGUCUGCGGUAUUGUUACUCAGCUGAGUAGCUGGCGCGCUGCCUUUAUCGUUCUAUGCGUUGUCUGGGCUCUUUUCACUAUCCAUGCUUUCUGGGCUGUGCCGAAUGUAGAGAACUUUGACCGAGCUCCGCUGAAGGAACGACUAAGUGUGUUGAAGCAGUUCGACAUUGUCGGCACGAUCUUGACCAUUUCCGGGACAGGCUUGUUUACUGCUGGCUUAACACUGGGUCCUGAGGAUGGUUGGUCAAAGGCGCAUGUGAUUGCAAUGCUAAUUGUUGGCAUCGUAUUGCUUGUCAUGUUCGCCUUGUGGGAGAGAGUAUUUCCUAAUCCCCAGAUGCCUCCAUAUAUAUGGAAGGACUGGAAUUUUAGCUUCAUCAUCCUCAGCAUUGCUUUGGGAAAUAUGGGAUUUACCGCUAGUGGUUUCUGGGUAGCCUUCUUUUUUCAAGAAGUUAGACAGUGGUCUACCCUUGUAGUCGCCGUCCAUCUCCUUCCCAUGGCUAUCGCCGGGUUGCUUUGGAAUAUAGUCGCUGGCCGUAUCCUGCACAGUAUCAACAACACGGCCAUCAUGAUCUUCGGCGCUGCAUGCUAUCUCAUUGCCAACAUACUACUCUCCGUCAUGAAGAUCGAUACAAGCUACUGGGCUUCAGUAUUCCCUGCCUUAAUUCUACUCGUUGCUGGUGCUGAUUUCCAGUUCAACGUAGGCAACAUGUACGUGAUGGAGUCGUUACCCAAGGACAAACAGUCCUUAGCGGGCGGUAUUUUUAAUGUGGUUAUCCGCCUGGCCAAUACCGCCGUAAUGGGGGCUUCGACAGCCGUCUUUAGCUCGGUCCAGUUGACACCCGAAGGGAUGGCCGAUCCGAUGCUCAAAUUCACCAGAACUUUCCAAAUGUCCAUCGGAUUCUCUGCGGCCUGCUUGAUUAUGACCUGUUUUAUCCGGUUGGGGACGCAGGGGAAUUCUCCGAGCAAGGGAGAAGAAGGUGAGGGCAGCAAACCCGAAGAUUCUGAGGAUACAACCGUCAUCAUGAACAGUGCAGCUGGGAGCGACAAGGAGGAGAAUGUAGAUAAGAAAUAG
Messenger RNA from Daldinia caldariorum, 1737 nucleotides. Its product is annotated as MFS general substrate transporter. Gene Ontology annotation, cellular component: membrane. Lineage: Eukaryota; Fungi; Ascomycota; Sordariomycetes; Xylariales; Hypoxylaceae. The transcript has 5 exons. The record is from RefSeq and is a predicted model, not a curated record. Gene Ontology annotation, biological process: transmembrane transport. Gene Ontology annotation, molecular function: transmembrane transporter activity. Bases 1 to 1737 code for a protein of 578 amino acids.